Molecule: messenger RNA, 480 nt
Organism: Symbiodinium necroappetens
Lineage: Eukaryota; Dinophyceae; Suessiales; Symbiodiniaceae
Source: the annotation of a GenBank genome assembly
AUGGACUCGCGUGCGUUCCGCCUGCGCUUCCCAGAGCUGCGCGUCUUCGAGGUCGACCUGCCAAUCCUCUUCGAUGAGAAGGAGCCUCUUCUCCAAGAUGAGCCCAUCAGCGUGUUUUCACGCACCGUCGUCCCUACGGACUUUUCCUCCACGGACGACUGGACUUCCAAGCUGCUGUCUUUCUCUCCCUCGCAGGUCGGCCCAUGGGCAAGGGCCCUGAAGAACGAUGCGCCCUUUGAUCCUUCCGUUCCCACCGUAUGGCUGCUUGAGGGACUGAUGAUGUACCUCACCGAGCGGGAGGCUACGGCCACGCUGCGCCGCGUUGGGGCCUUGUCUGCUCCAGGAUCUUCCAUCUUCUUCGAUGCAGUGUCUGCAGCUUAUGUCAAGCAGAACAUCGUGGUCGGCGGUGCGCCUUUCCUAGGAGGCUCCGAUCGUUACGCCGAUUGGUUACGUGACCUCGCCGGCUUCACCCAGACGCAG